This is a messenger RNA of Osmia lignaria (orchard mason bee), 3260 nucleotides long. RefSeq names its product IQ motif-containing protein H. Gene Ontology annotation, molecular function: protein binding. Lineage: Eukaryota; Metazoa; Arthropoda; Insecta; Hymenoptera; Megachilidae. The record is from RefSeq and is a predicted model, not a curated record.
UAUAUAGAUAAAUCAUAAUGAGCGCCAUCUUCGCAAUUCAUUGAAUAUACAAGUUCAAUUAUUUAAGGACAUAACAAUUUGCAAUUAGAUUCAAUUCUACUGUAAAUGUAAUCAAAUCUAAUAAAAAAGAUAAAAUUCAGGUUUUGUAUAUAAGAUAUAAAAACAAGUUCCAAAUUAUUAACAAUUUUUAAAGUGAUCGUUCCUACUGUUAUUAAAAUGGAUCGUCAUAACGAAUUGUUGCAAACUGACGAAGUGUACGCUAAUUGUAUAGAUAUGAUACAAAAUUCUGUCAUAAGAAUCCGACAAGAAAUAGUCCCAAUUAAAAAGUUCAUCGGUGAUCGUAAAAAGGAAAUCGUUAAGUUUAGUGCAAAGGCUAAUAAAUCCGAGCAGUACACGUUAGGGUGUACACGAGCCUUCUACGAGUACACGUUGAAGGAAUUGAUGAGCAUGGAAGAAGCAUGCGAGGAGUGCAUUCUAAAGUUAAAGACUGAUUUAUUAACUGCAACGAGGGAUCGCAUGCAACCACCGUCUUACCUGUCCAGCAAGGAAAUGAACAGAAGCUACGAAAUAUGUUGCGACGCAUUGAACCAGCCUAACGACAAAGUGUCCUGCUAUACUUGGGAAAAUAUACCCGAAUGGAAACUCGAGGACACUCGAAAUAUUAUAUCGAAACCACGAGAGCCCAUGAGGACUCAGUUCGACGAGUCCGAUUUGAAGUUCAAACAUGAUAUGGUCUACCUUAGGUCGCAAAUGCUCUCUUUACCAAAAAAACGAAUUGACUCAAGUGGUAAUGAAAUCAUUUCCGAGUCGAUCGACAGCUACGAAGACCGAUCAGCCGUCAAGCUUUCCUUGCAUCCAAAAGGUAUCAUGAAACUCCUGAACAGAAAAGAGGUAGUACAUCAUUCUGUCCUAGAGGAAUUAUCCAAGGUGGGAAGCUUGAAAUUCGUCGACGGCCAUCACAAGAAUUCCAACGUUUGGUUGAAGAUAUUGGACGUUUAUGGGAAUCAAUACGGAUCCAGAUGGAAUUUAAUUGUUCGCCCUCAAAUAGAACGUAUAAUAAAGAAACGUCAGAUACCGGUGUUACAUCUGAAACCGCGUGAAACUUUCAAUUUCCUAUCGAGCAUCAAGGGAAAUGAAACGGACAUCGUAUUGGAGAGGCAAGAUUUAAUCGAUCUGUUAGAAAAUAAAACGGAAGCCACUUGGCUGGAAAGCUGGGAAUUGCAAUUUCGUACGAUCGAAGGGGAGCAUAUAGCUGCGACCCUGAUACAAGCCCGAUGGCGUGGUUACGUGCUACGGAAAAUGAAACGAGAAUCAGAUCGCCUCUACAUAGCAGCAAGUUACCUAUGGUUCACCUGGAUGAACCUGAAGCAAAAAAAGGAGAUCCAUAAACGUUACUUGGAACAGAUGUUGAUCUCUUUACAAACCACACGAGAACUUUCCUUAAAAUUGAGCAAAGAAUUUGAUUCCAUGAUCUUACAACCCCAUGUCGUCAUCCACUUACCAUCCAUAGGGAAUCCUUUGGAGGUACGCCAGUCUUUCGAUCCGAUAACCUUUCGAAUUGUACAAAAUAUAUCAAGCUUAAGAAUAUCCAUGGUUCGUAACCCAAAAACAGAAAUAAUUUACAUUCUACCGGUGAAACCUACAGAAGACUUAUUAAUGAUGUACAGCGACUUCAUCGAAUCGAUGUCUCCCUCUGAAGAUGAUGCUAAAAGAAUCACAUUCAUAGCUCUGUCUCAGUUAGAAACCUUCAAGCAUCGUCCUAUAAACACCUCCAGAAUCCUCCAUUGUUCUGAAGAUACUUUGGAAGAGAUCAGAAAAAAGAUAGCCGGGAAAUCAGCUUACUUCUUACCCUGGCACGUUGACGAAUGCGAUAUGAGGCUGGCUGGCAGUCUGGGCAUCCCUCUGUUGAGUCCUGACAUGGAACUGCAACGUACGAUGUUGAAUUCAUCAAAAGUGGCCGAGAUGAUCGAGAAAUUUGGACUACUUCAGCCUAUACACGCUAGGGACAUAAAGGAUUAUAAGACUCUUUGCUCGACCAUGGCUGAUUUCAUUGUUCGCCACACGGAGGUCUGCAUAUGGCUGAUCAAAUUGAAUUAUGCGAUUCUGGAUAAACAUUCUGGGAUUUUUUUAAUUAAUCAUAUAAGUGUACCGUUUAUGCCACUGUUGAGGAAGGAAAGGGAGAAACAUGGUGACGCUUGGAUGGAGAGUCCCAGUCUGAGGGAGGAGUUUCAUCAGAAAUUAAUGGUACAUCUACCGAAGGUUGUUUCCUAUGUCACGCGACUGAUGAAAUCCUAUAAAUCUUGGAAAGAGUUCUAUAUGCAAAUUCAGAAGUAUGGGUGCUUGCUGCAAGCGAUUCCUAUGGAGAAAGAUUCGAACACCAUCUCGGUAUCGCUGUUCCUUUCUGGGAGAGCAACUGGGAAGCAGCCUAGGUGGAUUGGAACUGCUGAUAAGCUAAAUUUGGGUUUAGAAGCAAUUUCGACCUUCAUGUACAUGAUGCCACAAAGUUCGUUGGACAUCAAGAAACUAGAAAGCAGUGUUAAUAAAUUUGCAAUGGGAAUGCAGGACGAGGGUUACUUUGGUUAUUUAACCGUAGAUUGUUAUUGCUACACUAACAAGUUUGAUGAUAAAUUCGUGGUUUUGAUGCAAAAUGUGCGUCCCUGUUAUUCUUUUGUGCAAAGUUACAUUGAUUGGAUGAAAUUUGCGAUUGGAGGAGCAUACAACUCCCAGACAAAUCAGUUCAUCGCUGACGUACCUGUAAUCCCAGAUUCUCAAAGAAGAAAAUCCUCAAUUUUAUAUCCCCACAAAUCACCUGAAUGGAAUGAAACCAAAGAAAGAUGUGGCGUCAUAAUUGGACUAUUAUACGAUACAAGACUCUCUGGUUAUCGAUGGUCCCAACUUAGAAAUAUUUUCGCACAAUGUAAUAUCACGUUCGAUGCAAAAAAGAAGCAAGGUUCCAGUAUAAUUUUACACGACGACGAAAGCCGAAAUUUCGGUCUGAUGAUGGCUGCCAGUCCUAGCAUGGCAGUCACAUUAUCCACGCUACAUGAUCGUUUAGCGAAAAUAAAUGUAGCUCUUGCUACGAAAUCAAAGAGGAAAUAUGAGUCGAAUUUACCGUCGCUUAUCGAUUUCUUUGGUCGUUUGGCUGUUGACUAUGAAAAUUUAGCUCUCGAUGAGUGCAUACCCGCUAUAUAAAUUACCAUCUGUAAUUACUUCAUUAGCCUACUAAGAAAAAUAAAUAAAAUUUUCUAAACUAUUCAAAU